Cadophora gregata is the source of this 1872-nucleotide messenger RNA. RefSeq lists its product as uncharacterized. Gene Ontology annotation, molecular function: FAD binding. Bases 236 to 1474 code for a protein of 412 amino acids. NCBI's taxonomy places the organism in Eukaryota, Fungi, Ascomycota, Leotiomycetes, Helotiales, Ploettnerulaceae. The transcript is spliced from 3 exons. The record is from RefSeq and is a predicted model, not a curated record.
CAUGUCUCGAAUGUUUCCGAAAUCUGCUUUGCGACGGGACAAACCUUAUUCAAUAUGACUAUGAGGCCAUAUAAUCACAUGUCAAAUGAAGCUAUCAUGAAGCAGUUCCUAUUCUUACCCUCCCCAUUCGGCAGACACGCAUUCUUUAACUCAACGACAAGAUUCGAAAUAAUCAUAUUGAGCAGUUCCGAGAUUUACUUGACCUGAGUUCGAGAUUCAACCGUCAGUAAAGAGAAUGGGAGCUUUCCAAAACGUUAUCAUUGUCGGGGCUGGCCCUGCUGGACUACUUCUAGCUCUGUUUCUAUCCAAGGAAAAGAUACCUGUACAUGUUCUGGAAGCUUCCUCAGAAAUCGACAGCCAGCCUCGAGCCACUCUUUACGGCCCCGCAGGUGUUCAAGAGCUUGAACGUGCCGGCGUCCUUGAAGCUAUUCGAGCAGAGGGUUGUUUGCCAAAACACGUUUGUUGGAGGAAGGACGAUGGCACCAUGAUCGCCGAAAUACAGCAAGAACAUAUUCCGCUACAUUCGAGAGUCACUAGUCUGCCAGUAAAUCGAGUUGCUCAUAUCAUACUUGAUGCUCUUCGGCAGCAUCCCACUGCUAAGGUAGACUUCAAUUGUAAGGUCACCAGGACUGGCCAAGAUGAGAGCAAAGCAUGGGCGGAGGUUGAAACGCCUGAUGGUGUCAAAAUUCUGGAAGCAAGUUACAUUGUUGGGAGUGACGGAGCCAGCAGUACGGUUCGGAAGAAUCUCUUCGGGGACAGCUUUCCUGGUUAUACCUGGGAACCAUGGCUCAUCGCCAGUAACGUUUACUAUGACUUUGACGCCCAUGGUUGGGACGAUAUCAACUUUAUCAUUCAUCCUCAAAAUUGGUACAUGGCAGCUCGCAUCACGAGAGACAAUCUCUGGCGAGUUACGUAUGGCGAAGAUGGAGAACUAACGCGAGAACAAUGUAUCGAGCGACAACAAGAGAGAUAUCGGUCUAUGCUGCCGGGCAACCCUGGACCGGAGCAGUACAAGUUGGCGAAUAUAAACCCAUACCGGGUGCAUCAGAGAUGUGCUGAGAAGUUUCGAGUAGGGAGAUUUCUCCUCGUCGCUGAUGCUGCUCAUCUCUGCAAUCCAUUUGGUGGGUUCGGGUUGACUUCUGGAAUUGUUGAUGUUGGAGGCUUGUACGACUGUCUUUCUGGAAUAUAUAAUGGCCUGGCCGAUGAGAGCAUUCUCGAUAAGUACGAUGAGGUCAGGCGCGGGAUAUUUAUGGAGCAAGUUGACAAGCUCUCGACUGCAAAUUUCAAGAGGGUGAUGAUGGCCGAGCCUGACAAAGCUCUCGAGCUUGAUCCCUUUCUGAGCGCAGCGGCGAAUGCAAAACAGGAUCCUGAAGCAGCAGCGAAAUUGGCUCAGAUGGCGAGAGCUCUUAAGCACGAUUUCAGACAGUAUUACAAGACGCUCAAGGGAGAAUCUAGCGCAAUGGAGAAUAUUUGAAUUUUAUUUUUCUCCCAUUUUGUACAUAGAUCUCUCAAAAUCUUUCACGACACCCAUCAGAUUCAUUCAUAAAAGCAUUUAUUCCGUUGAUUCGAGUUCGUAUCCCCCUGUUUCCCACUUGUUGAUUGUCUUUGCCCAUUUUUCCAUAAUCUUCAUGACUAAGUUGUACUCGAUAUCCUGCUUGACAUUGAUACCUUAAAAGAGAGGACAAAUUUGCCCCCACCGUGAUAUGGGCAUUUUCCUGAAAUGGUAACCUCAUGACCAUCAACAAAUUCCACUCGCUCUCAAUUGAAACCUCGCCGAUUUUCGAGAAGCCGCUCGGUCGGCGCCAUAAGCAAGUUCCUCAUCACAGUCGAGUAUCUCCUUGAUGAGAAGUCUCAUUGAACCAUUUAAGAUUG